AUGCUUGCCUCCUGGUCAAGGAUCAGUGGUUUUUCGUCCACCAGCCGUAUGUUGUCCCGCACAGUGGCUACUUCAAAAACCUCCUCAACACGGAUUUGUCGGGAGAGGGGGGAUAUAUGCUGCGAGCAGACGCCAUUGGCUGCCCAGCUUGCUUCCAAGACAUUCUGCACUGGAUGUACACAGGGGAUACGGCCGCUCUCGACUCACUCAAGGCUCAAGGUCUUCACCACUCUGCGCAUUGCGAAGUUCUUGCUCAUGAGCAGUGACUUUGAAGAACAGCUACUGCAACUUGCAGCUUCAUGGUGGAAGGCUCACCGGGACCCCACCUUCAUUUACCAGUUGGUGGAGCAGGCCAGGCACCUCUCCGCAGUGGAGAUGCUAAAGACGCUUGAGAGAUUCCAUGCGGAGAGCCCCGUGCCUGCUGAGACCAGGCUCAAGCUCUUUUUGCAGUGGGUCGACGUUCCAAGCACGGAGCUUGGGGAUGAUGUGAUGUUCCUUCGGGAGAAUUUGAAGUCAAUGUCUUGCUUGGUGGAAUGCACGGAGGAGAAGAUUUGCGAGCUUCACACGACGUUCCCAAAGCCGUUUGACCUGCUCAUUCCGGCAUCGGAAUUGCUGGCUCGACUGUCAGGUGCAAAACAUUUGAGAUGCUCGCUUUGUCAUCAACGUUUUGACUACCAAGAGCAACUAGAUGCGAAGCCCUGCGAGGAAGUGGUGUACGAUCACGCAAAGGCCACCUUCCGGUGGAGGUUGUUUAAGGUGCAAACGGCCGCUCCCUGA
Molecule: messenger RNA, 777 nt
Organism: Effrenium voratum
Lineage: Eukaryota; Dinophyceae; Suessiales; Symbiodiniaceae
Source: the annotation of a GenBank genome assembly